AUGACGUCGACCUGUGUGAUUGAGGACCAGUCGCGCGAAGCAAACAGAAUCACGCUCGAGGUGUUGCCUCCGAGUGAGCGUUUAGGAGCCGUUAGCGAUGCGACUGACUCGACUGGAGAUACCUUUCCAGCGCUGGAGAAGUGGAAUGAGCCGCGCAUCAAUACCUAUCGCUCGUUCUCGACGUUCUGGAGCUUUCUGGUGAUGGGCGCAAAUGAUGCUGCAUACGGUGCCUUGAUCCCAUACGCCCAGCUCGAAUCCUAUUACCACCUCUCCUAUACUAUUGUCUCGCUCGUCUUUCUGUCACCGUUAGUGGGCUACACACUCGCUGCCGUACUCAACCACCGCAUCCAUACAAAGCUGGGUCAGCGAGGGCCAGCCCUGAUCGGACCAGUUUGCCAUCUGCUCGCCUACGUAAUCAAUUGCGUCCACCCGCCCUAUCCAGUCCUGGUGAUUUCCUUCAUCUUCGCUGGCUUUGGGAACGGACUAGAAGAUGCGGCAUGGAAUGCUUGGAUCGGCAACAUGGCUCACUCGAAUGAGUUGCUGGGCGUGCUCCAUGGCGUCUACGGAGUGGGCGCGGUGUUGAGCCCACUGAUCGCAACUUCGAUGAUUGCCCGCGCUGAGAUGCCCUGGUAUUACUUCUACUACGUCAUGAUUGGAGGUGCCUUCAUCGAGCUCAUUACCUGCGGCGCGUGCUUCUGGAAGAGCACAGGCGCGGUAUUCCGCAGGGCGACGAUUGAGCCAGCUGGCGAAGAGAACAACGGUGGUUUGCGAAAGGCGCUAUUCAGCUAUCCCUCUGCGCGUGUUACCUGGUUAUGUUCCCUCUUCUUGCUAGGAUAUGUCGGGGUCGAAGUCGCACUGGGCGGAUGGAUCGUCACGUUCAUGAUUCGCGUGCGCCAUGGCGAAGCCUUUGCAAGUGGCUUGACAGCCACUGGAUUCUGGCUGGGGAUCACAGUGGGACGGGUCGUGCUAGGAUUCGUGACAUCGAGGAUUGGAGAGAAACUGGCAGUUGCGGUAGAUACCCCUACUUACCCCGUGGCUGACAGAACUAACGAACUGCGACCGCAGACAUACAUUGUAUUCUCGAUAGCCUUUGGUCUUAUCCUCUGGCUCGUUCCGCAAUUCUAUGCCUCCGCCAUUGCCGUCUCGUUCCAGGGCUUUUUCCUAGGCCCGCUCUUUCCAGGAGUUGUGGUGAUGAUCACCAAACUGUUGCCACGGCACCUUCACGUCAGCUCCAUUGGAUUCGCUGCCGCGUUCGGAGGAUCGGGCGCAGCGAUCUUGCCAUUCGCCGUGGGUGCGCUGGCACAGGCAAAGGGUGUGAGAGUGCUACAGCCAUUCAUCAUCGGUUUGUCGGGGGCCAUCUUUUUGGCGUGGGUCGCUUUGCCGCGGGUGUCGAAGGUGCGGAGCGAGUAA
Molecule: messenger RNA, 1410 nt
Organism: Penicillium argentinense
Lineage: Eukaryota; Fungi; Ascomycota; Eurotiomycetes; Eurotiales; Aspergillaceae
Product: MFS transporter
Exons: 4
Coding region: 1-1410 (469 amino acids)
Biological process (GO): transmembrane transport
Cellular component (GO): membrane
Molecular function (GO): transmembrane transporter activity
Source: RefSeq, a predicted model, not a curated record